AUGGAUGCUAAUUGGCUCAAAUCAAAUUUUAAUUCGACCAAUCAGAUGCUCAGUUUAUACUCUGUUACAGUAUGCUUUUCUCGACUUUCGCCCCCCACCCCACCCCCCUCAGUAGACCACAAUGUGCGAAGUGCUGCCGACCAUACGGAGUCGUCUCCCAGUCCCGAUGGCGAGAAUAACAAGUUGGAGCAGUUGAUGAUCUCCAUGUUGGAGGAGAGAGACCGGCUGAUGGAGAAACUGAGAGAGAGCCAAGAGCGAUACAGUGAGACCACCAGAAGACUGAGCGAGAUUGAAGCUGAUAACGGGAUUCUCAUGAGACAGCUGCAAGCCUUGACUGCCUGAGGAUGAGAAGUCUCUCCAUGAACUACUGGACGACUUGAGGAGAAGUGGAGGUGUGGGAUCGCUGGCCAACGGACAUGGCGAGCAAGACAUGAAGAAUGGCCUGUUGCUAAAAAGUACGACCAGUCUGGUAGAGAAACUGGCAGCUGCUAAAGAGAAAGCCGAGAGAAAGAAGAGGAUAGUUGCGAAAAUGAAAUCUGAGAGAAAAACACUCGAUUAUUGCUGGAGCACCUGCGAGUGUCUGGUGGCGAGACACGAGAAAAGUCUGCGAAUGGGACUUCGUCAGGAAACAGACUGCUCACCAGGCUGGCAUGGAGUAGUGAGGUGGAGGUGUUAAAAGCAAUGAGUCAUUAUUCGAUCAUAUAAGGCUCUCGAAGAAGAAGGUCAGAGAGAGGACUGAGAUGGCUAAGGAGCGGAAAUCUGUUUCUUGACGAGAACUGAAACGGCCAACCACAGAGAUCACGUUACAGGAGGAGAACAGAGGUUGAAAAAGGCUCAGAAUAGACAAAUCGGUUCUCUUCAGCAAGAGCUACGACAAUGGGAGGAUUCACAAGAGAGCAGCUGGCUCUACUGGAGGACAGAGGACCAGACCAUCAGUGAUCUUCAGUCAAUCUCGACGAGAGAGCUGCUGAACUGGAGGAGGUGGACCCAGGAGAGAGAUGAACUGAGCGGAAAAGUGGUCAGAGUGUGAAGAGGAGAACUGUCCAUGGCGCUGAAACGAACUGCAGCGAGAGCAGGCCUCUCGCUGCAAGAUCAAGCAAGAUGCAGAACACGACGAGUUGGUGUCAGCGAGUCAGACUGGAAUCAUGCGUGUCAGAGGCGCAGGCAGAGCUGUCGGCCCUCCAGCUGGAAUGUCGAGAUGUGAGAGAGCGACUCUCGACACUGAGAGACCAACUCGCUCCUCUGACCCUCCAAGAAUAGCAAGGUAUUACAUCGCCAUGACGUCACAUUAUGUCAUUAUUUCAUGUUAGUGUAAUGUGUAGCACACUAGACAUU
Molecule: messenger RNA, 1335 nt
Organism: Geodia barretti
Lineage: Eukaryota; Metazoa; Porifera; Demospongiae; Tetractinellida; Geodiidae
Source: the annotation of a GenBank genome assembly